Larimichthys crocea (large yellow croaker) is the source of this 2440-nucleotide messenger RNA. RefSeq names its product matrix metallopeptidase 28 (gene mmp28). Gene Ontology annotation, biological process: proteolysis; collagen catabolic process; extracellular matrix organization. The coding region runs from base 291 to 1865 and encodes 524 amino acids. Lineage: Eukaryota; Metazoa; Chordata; Actinopteri; Sciaenidae. The record is from RefSeq and is a predicted model, not a curated record. The transcript is spliced from 8 exons. Gene Ontology annotation, cellular component: extracellular matrix. Gene Ontology annotation, molecular function: zinc ion binding; metalloendopeptidase activity.
CCCAACAUGCUGAAGUGCCCUUAGCAGGCUCAGAGUAGGGAGAGGCUGCUGUGCCCUGCUCCUGUGGAGGCAGGCGGACACGGAGGGGCGGUGCUGGCCCUCCCCCUGUGAUCCUGCUGCUGCCUGAAUAAGCUCCGGCACUCCUCGCAGGGAUGGAGACGAUAUUGGGCGAGCAGCAGCAUGCUCUCACUCACUGACAGCAAUGAAAAGAAAUAUUAAGAGUUGAAGAGAAAUAUGCAAACCAUGCAAGAGACGCAGAGGCGUGCUGAUAGACGCGUGGUUGUCCCGCAAUGAGGAGCCGCCGACCUCCGGACCGGUGUGGAGCUGGAAGGGACAUGAGGGCAGCCUGGAUACUGACUGUGAUCACCCUCAUCACCGCUCAGACUGCCGAAGGAUCACCGCUGGUCCUGGAGCCAGAGGUUUUUCUGGAAAAAUACGGCUACCUCCAUCAGGACAACCACAUCCACAAUGCAGCUGAGAUACAGUCAGCUGUCUGCGAGUUCCAGUGGUUGUCUCGGCUUCCCGUCACAGGUGAGCUUGACGGCGCCACCCUGAGGCAGAUGUCUGAGCCCCGCUGUGGGGUGUCGGAUGAGGGCAGCCAGGAGAUCUGGGCUCAGAGGGUAAAUGCAAUCUUCACUGGAAGGAGACGACCACAUCGCCGCAGGAGGAGCUCUGCCCUGCAAGUUGAAAAGUGGUACAAACGCCAUCUGACCUACCAGAUAGUGAACUGGCCUCGCCACCUGUCUUUGGGCUCUGUGCGGCUUGCAGUGCGCACUGCCUUCCAGCUGUGGAGCAACGUGUCGGGCCUGGUAUUCCAGGAGACCCCUGAAGGUCCCGCAGACAUCCGACUGGCCUUUUAUGAGGGAGACCACAACGACGGGGCUGGCAAUGCCUUUGACGGGCCAGGAGGAACUCUGGCUCACGCCUUCCUGCCUCGCCGUGGGGAGGCCCAUUUCGACAGGGCGGAGAGGUGGACACUAAACGGACACAAGGGACACAACCUGUUCAUGGUGACCGCACACGAGAUCGGACACACACUGGGACUGGAGCACUCCCCGGUCCGUCAUGCCCUAAUGUCGCCGUACUACAGGAAACUGGGCCGCAGCCUGGUGCUGAGCUGGGACGACAUCAUCGCAGUGCAGCAGCUGUAUGGUAAACCAUCAGGUGAUCGCCCUGUGAGGCUGCCGGGCCAGGUUUUGCAUGCUGCGCUGCAGGAGUGGGAGUUCAGAGAGCUUCACAACGGGCAUGAGACCACAGGGCAGCCUCUCUACUGCCAGGGUGUGUUUGAUGCCAUCACUAUGGACCAGAAUAAGACGGUGCUGGUGUUUCGGGGGAGCGUGUACUGGACUGUAUCGGUCGAAGGUGCUGUGAGUGGCCCGCUGCCUCUCCGUCAGCGCUGGUCUGACCUCCCACCGGCCAUCGAGGCUGCUGCCUUCUCCCCGCUGGACUCCAAGUGGUAUUUUUUCAAAGGGAAACGUAUGUGGCGCUACACUGGCAGCGUGCUGGACCCUGGCUUCCCCAGGCAGAUCAGUGAGUUGGGGCUGCCUCGCCACCCCGACUGUGCCUUCUAUUACGCUCCUCUGGGUCACAUGGUCGUCUUCAAGGGCUCCCGCUACUCUGUGCUUAACCUAAAAACCCUGUGCCAAGAGCCCUACUACCCUCGCAGGCUGACAGACUGGACUGGCGUGCCACAGGGGACCAAUGGGGCGCUGACCCGCCCAGACGGACGCCUCUACCUGUUCAGAGAACAGCGGUUCUGGAGAUUUGACCCGGUCAAGGUGCGAAUCACCAAAGAGGGCCUGUGGGCCAAAGAUCUGAGCUGGACUGGUUGCAGCAACGCUCCUGAGAGCAACAACCUCCUUUGACCAGCAGAGGGAGCUGUAAGCCUAGAUAAAGUGCAAUUUGUUGGCGUUUCCUGUAACAUAAAGGUGCUCAGUCUGAACCCACAGAGUUUAUAUGUUACAGACUGAGCCUAGCUCUGCAAACUCAUGCCAUGAAGGGAUUCAUCAUGAAUAAAGACACUUGGUUUAUACAUUAAAGCACAUUUAGUAUGUAUAUUGCAGAGCAAUGGAUAUUACUGUAUAUGGAUGUGCAAUUAUAGCCUCACUAGUACUGUUUAGAUAAUGUGUUGAGACCAUCUUCUUCUCUCUUGUAGUAUUUGCACACUGACAGAGAAACUAAAGUGUUUUUAUCAUUUCUUCUGAAAUGUCACUAACGUAUUGUAUAAGUAAUGUUACUUACCUUCGCCUGUGAUUAUCUGUUCCCUCCAUAUUUUCUACCUAAUCUUCCGGGGUGCCCGGCAUUGUAAGAAAUCACAUUUUGCUGUGUAUCAUGAUGGCCGAUGAAUGGUGGAUUAUCACAAAGCUGACAGCUGUGUCAACAGUGUGAUGCAUUUUAAGAAACGGUUGCAGAUUAACAAUGAUGGUGAGGAAAACCUCCG